AUGAAUGACAUUAAAAAGCUGUACUGCAGAUUUGUUACCGGGAUGACUGUUGAAUUGGAUAUCAAGCCAGAUACAAGAACUGUAUUAUAAUUGAAGCAACAGCUUGCUGAGAUUAUUAAUUUAACUUCUGAUAGGUUAUAUAUUGGAUUUGAAACCUCACUUUUGGAAGAUAAUGAUUAUCUAAGAGACAAAGGAAUAACGGAUUGCGAUACUGUUCAUGUGAUUACCUCUUAAUUGACUGAAAAAAUAUGUUAUAGAAAUAAGAAAUGA
Messenger RNA from Paramecium octaurelia, 270 nucleotides. NCBI's taxonomy places the organism in Eukaryota, Ciliophora, Oligohymenophorea, Peniculida, Parameciidae. The record is from the annotation of a GenBank genome assembly.